AUUAUCAUGCUGGUUGUCUUGAGAGCAAACUGUUAUCGAAAUUAAAGUGAACCUGGGGUUGAAAAACCUGUAAGAAAUCUGGUUUCAAAGGGUAAAAAUGUACAGAAUCAUGAAUCGUGCUCGUAUGCAACAAUGCUUAACCAUUUUAUUGAUGACAGCCUAAUGUUUUAUCAGAAUAAUGGAAGAUGAAACAUCUGAUUAGACUCAUCAUGGUCAAGAGGCCUUAAGUUCUUCUCAGAGGCAUCAAGUUUAACAAGUAAUGACCAGAAUCGAAACUAGCAUGUUUGUGCUGAAGUUUGUUGACCCAAAUAUAGGUGUAACACUUAUCGUUAGACUUGAUACUUGAAAGCCCCGAAAAGAUAGUAUCAAAACGAUCAUAACUGCAUUGAUUUUCAAUAUUGGAAUUAGGAUUUGGUGCUUAUCUUUUGCCCUGUUUCAAAUUUAAAUUUUGCACCAAUCUUAUCAUCCUUCUUUACUGUCCAUCUUCAAUCCAACAACGUCUACUUCUCCACAUUUGCUCCAUCUGACGUUCCUUCAUGCACGCUAAUAUGAUCCAAGAAGCUGGUCCUCAUACCCAAAGAUCGACGUGGAUAACCAAUAUUAACCAUUUCUUUCAUCUGCCAAACCGAAAAAUCUACACCCUCUUCAUCAUCAGCAGCACUGCCACCUUCUCUUUAGGCAUUGCAAUGAUAGUUCAAUGGGUCUUGUACGGCCAAUACCACCUAGAAGGUUUCCAUUGGAUGGUCUAUAGUGCUUCGGCCAUAACAUCGUUGCCCAUCCUCAUAUGGAUCAUCUUUCUGCUCUUUGCCAUACGCUUCCAUGCAUCACCAUCCUCCAACCUCCCAAAACCGCAGGCUCAUCAGCAGACAGACACCGAGGCAGCCGCUGCUCAGGAUGACCUAGCUAUGGUGCAAACAGAAAUUCUUAAUGAUCAUCCAUCUGGCUUGAAUGAAGAGCAGCCUGCAUGUGAAAGCCUGAUACCAGUUUCUCAACCAGGGGACAAUAUUGAUAACAAGCAAGCUCUGAAACGAACACUUUCUUUGCCUUUGUCACACGUUCCUGCUGAUUAUAGCAACUUUAAGCGUUCAACGAGUCUUAAACAAUGAAUAAUAUUAUAUCAGGUAAGUUGCUUUAACAAUUUUUAGUUCCUAUCUCUUUGUUUAUUGAUCUAGUAUUUAAUCUAAAAUGGCAGUUGAUAAAAAUUUUGUACAAAAAAAUAACU
Durio zibethinus is the source of this 1222-nucleotide messenger RNA. NCBI's taxonomy places the organism in Eukaryota, Viridiplantae, Streptophyta, Magnoliopsida, Malvales, Malvaceae. The record is from RefSeq and is a predicted model, not a curated record.